Molecule: messenger RNA, 1700 nt
Organism: Astrephomene gubernaculifera
Lineage: Eukaryota; Viridiplantae; Chlorophyta; Chlorophyceae; Chlamydomonadales; Astrephomenaceae
Source: the annotation of a GenBank genome assembly
GAUAACUAAGUCAAUCAGGCUCCGUGUUCCUGAACUGGAAAUGGUAUUUUGUGAGCAGCAGUAAUUGAAAAGAACCGUAGCUGUUGUGAGCGAUCUACUGCGAGCAACUACCAAUACCAUUCACUCUUGCGACGGACCAUCUCCCGUUGUAUGCACUGUGGAACCUUAGCCUGAUCAUUACAUAGCACUAUGGCCGUGGAGGGCGACGCUGCCGGGGACGCUCCGGACCAGACUCGCCCAUCUUGGGACGUUGGCGUAGAGAAUCCUCCAGCACCUGCCGCUAGCGCACCUGAUGAAGCUGCUAGCGCGGUGGCAAGGCCUUCAGACGAGGAAAUUCUUGCUCAGCAGAACCAGAUACGGGCCGAACAAGCCCAAAAAUCCGAGUACGUGGGGAAUGAGGAGCCGAUGUCGGCCCUUAAGGAAGAGUACAUCAACGGCAACCAGAACUUCGUGCACAAGAUCUCCAAGCUGGAGUCCAGCUACGCCACCUUCCGCCGUACCCGCGGCGACGGCAACUGCUUCUUCCGCGGCUUCAUCUUCGCCUACCUGGAGGGGCUACUGGCGGCACACGACCUGGCGGAGUGCAGCAGGUUCAUGAGUGUGGUGCGGGAGUGGAAGGGGCGGCUGAUCGAGGGCGGCAUCCAGGAGCUCGUGUUCGAGGAUGCCAUGGAGCUGCUUCUGGACCAGCUGACCGAGAUCACCAAGCCGCACACCAACUACACACACCAGCAGCUGCUGGUCAACAUGCGGGAUGACAUGGUAUCCAACCUGGUUGUGAUGCUGCUGCGGCUCAUCACGUCGUGCGAGGUGCAGCGCCGGGAGGACUUCUUCUUCCCCUUCAUCCUGGGCAUGUACGACGAUCCCCCCGCCACGGUGGAGCUCUUCUGCCAGCGCCACGUGGAGCCCAUGGGCGAGGAGAGCGACCACAUCCACAUUGUGGCCAUCACGGAGGCACUGCAGGUCCCCGUGCGUGUGGUGUACCUGGACAGCAGCGCGCUGCCAGCGGGCGGCGGCGGCUCGGGGCUGGACGUCACCUGCCAUGACUUCGUGCCCGACUCCUGCGCGCCCGGCACCCGCCCGUGCGUGCACCUGCUAUAUCGACCAGGCCACUACGACAUCCUGUACCCUAAGGAGCGGUAGCGCUGGUCGGGGCGUUGGUCGGGGCGUUAGGCGUUGGGAGGUUAGGUGGUGCUCAGGUGGGAGAGAGGACCGUAUCAGUGGACAAUGGCGCGGUGUGGUUGUGUGGUGGUGCCCGACGUUAACAGUGUACGUCUGGACGCUGUACGGCCCUUAGAAUGGCGCUACGUGAACGUCGUGCUCAAGAUGGCCUUGCCGCGGCGUUCAACUCGACUGCAUGUACUGUUUGUUUCGUGCGUUGCGAGUAUUCUUCGGGAUGAGGACCGCGGGAGGCUGUGGUAUGGUUCUCCUGAAGUAUGGCGACAGCUGUCGUCAUGUCUGUACGUCUAGAGAGCUGGUGCCAAAGAAAGGCAUGCCACUACGCUGAAGCUUGCAGCGGCUUGUGGGGAGGAGGGCCCGUGUGCUCUGUGGGCGUGCUGAGUGCAAGAGGUGCUAAUUGACACCAUGGAAGGGGACAUGAGCCAUUACAGCAAGUAAGGACGAAGGGUAACUGUUGAACCCGCGACAUAGCCCCUACACAGCAAGGGUGGCGCGCCCCAAGGCCUCCGAGGGCUGUAACCCAC